AAAGCAGGCAAGCAAGCAAGAAAGGUCUACACAAGAAAAAAGGUGGUCCCACUCCGAAAACACCGUUUCCAAGCAGGCAGUCUGAACUUAAACCUUUACAGUGCACGGUAUCGCUUCUUAUGUGAAAAUAUACAAAUAACACUAACAAGCGUUUGUACUCGGCAUGUUCAUGUUAGCAAACACUAGGGGAAUACCAUCUUUCUAGUCGGAUUAAACUUUGAGAAAUCUGCGGUGAAAUGGAGAGAAGAUCUGAAAGUGGGGUGAAGAGGCUGGCACUGGGAAUCUCGCCUUAUUAUUUACUCUAACAAAAUCCCUCUUGAGAUUGACAACAGAUUCACAUUGCCUGAAUUUAGGAAGAUUCUGAGGUGUCAGUUGGAGAUAUCUCUGAGAGUGCGACUGGAAGCUUAACUUUGUGGAAUUUGUUGGUGUGGCACUGCACCGUGCACUGAUUGGAUGUUGCCUGGGAGAUGAGGAUGUGCUAUUGGCACCAGGAAGGAAGGAUUUUGAUGUGAUGGGGUGCAGGACGAGCAAAGUCCUUCCAGAGCCACCCACUGACGUCCAACUAGAUCUGGUCAAAAAGGUAGAGCCUCAUCAGACUGAUGUCUAUAAAAACUUCAUCAGAAGUGAAGGUGGCAGUGAGAAAACAGGCUCGCCAUCCCUUCAGGGUCAAAGCCAGGCUACUGCAAAGGUGAGUCAGUCCCCACCACCAGCUAACAACCAGCCGGAGCCCGCUGACCCACACAGGAAGAAAGUUGCCAAAUACAGGGCCAAGUUUGACCCUCGUGUGACUGCUAAGUAUGAUAUUAAAGCUUUGAUAGGUCGGGGCAGCUUCAGUCGCGUAGUAAGAGUGGAGCACAGGAGCACGCGACAGCCGUAUGCCAUCAAGAUGAUCGAGACACGCUACCGUGAGGGCAGAGAAGUAUGUGAAUCUGAACUUUGUGUUCUGCGACGUGUGCGCCACACCAACAUCAUCCAACUGAUGGAGGUGUUUGAGACGGCAGAGCGGGUCUACAUGGUGAUGGAGUUGGCCACUGGUGGAGAAUUGUUUGAUCGCAUCAUCGCUCGUGGUUCUUUCACUGAAAGGGAUGCCACAAGGGUGUUGCAAAUGGUUCUUGAUGGGGUGAAGUACCUCCACACAUUGGGCAUCACACACAGGGACCUGAAACCUGAAAACUUGCUUUACUAUCAUCCGGGUGCUGAUUCCAAGAUUAUGAUCACAGACUUUGGCUUGGCCAGCACGAGGAAGAAAGGUGAUGAAUGCCUGAUGAAGACUACCUGUGGAACCCCAGAGUAUAUUGCACCUGAGAUUCUCGUACGGAAGCCAUACACUAAUGCAGUAGACAUGUGGGCACUGGGAGUCAUCUCAUAUAUAUUGCUCAGUGGUACCAUGCCUUUUGAGGAUGACAAUCGCAUGCGCCUCUACAGACAGAUUCUCAAAGGGAAGUACAGCUUCUCGGGGGAGCCAUGGCCAAGUGUGUCCAACCUGGCUAAAGACUUUGUCGACCGUGUCCUCACGGUGGACCCUAGUGAACGUCUGACUGCGGGUCAGGCACUUAAACACCCUUGGAUCGUCAGCAUGGCUGCUUCCUCCUCCAUGAAGAACUUGCAGCGCUCCAUUUCCCAGAACCUCCUGAAGAGAGCGUCAUCACGCUGCCACAGCACCAAAUCAGCUCAGUCCACUCGCUCCAGUCGCUCCACAAAGUCCAGCAAGGCACGGCGUGUUCGCGAGAAAGAGCUGAGAGAACUCAACCGCCGUUACCAGCAGCAGUGUAAUGGUUAAGGACAACGUACAAGUCACACAAUGAGAAACCAGACUACAUGUGCCCUACUAGUCUUGGAGAACAUUGGAGAGAGCAUGACAACAUUGUGCCUCGACUCAGAUGUCAACUUCCUGCACCAUCAACAGAGCCAAUUAGCAGAAAACCUCCUUCUAAAAUUUCGUCCAUUUUCUAUUUUUCUGCUGUUUCUUUCUCUUGUAUUACGUUUUAUGUGAGUUUUUUAUUUAUUUAUUGUUGGUUGUAUUUUCGUUAUGUUGUCUUUGAAAUUGUCUCAAUGCCUUCUACCUGAUUGUAUCUGUUGAACAGAAUUUUACAAAAGUUGCUGGAAGGACUAAGAAUGUUUGUUGGCUGUUCUAGACAGCCAUGUAUGCUGUUCUUCCUGAUGUUUGCUGUGAAUUAUUUGUUACGGUAUACGGUAUACCCACACAAAGAGGAAAUGUGCUGUUAAUUCUUCAUUAUUGGCACCAAAUCAAAUUACCUAGUAAUAAAUGUGUAUUACCAUUAUGUUUGCACACAUGGAGAAUUAUACUGUUGGUUAUUGCUUUGGAGUAACCACAAAGACCACAUUUAUUAUGAUACACAUUCAGAAUGGCAAUCUGGACAUCAUGGCUAUGACCCUGGAUGGCUAAAUCAAGAAUAUCAGAGAGCUUAAAGCUCUUCUUUGUCCAAUAACUCUAGUGCUUAACUGUAACUAGGGGCUUCAACUGUUCUAUCUAGUCUCCCCUGGUAGACCCUGAUCUGUUGUUAAUAUCUUUCAGAAAGUAUGCUAAAAGUGUAGUGAAAUAGGGAUCGUUCACCCAAAAAUUAAACAUUGUCAUUAAUCACUCAGCCUCAUGUUGUUCCAAACCCACAUGAUUUUCAUUCUUCUGUGGAACACAAAUGUCAACAUUUACUUUCAUUACAUCUUUUCUUUUAAUAUUUUUUUGGUGAAUGUAACUGAGGCUAUCAUUCUGCUCAAUAUAGUUUGUGUUCCAUUGAAGAAAGAAGGUUGUAUGGGUUUGAAACAACAUGGCAAGGUGAGUAAAUAAUAACAUCAUUUUCAUUUUUGGGUAAACUAUCCCUAUAAGCCUUUAAGUUUGGUCAGCGGUUUGUGGAGGUUUUAUUUUUACUUCUCAUCUAAUCAAAUUUUUUAGAAGAACAGUUAUGGCAGAUGCCCUAUUUGUUAGAUUAUCCAUGGCUAAUACUGUUGGACUUGUAACUGAUAUUGAUAACUUUUCAAGAGUGGGGUGGCUCAGUGGAUGAGAUUUGGAAGCCCUAUCUUUAAAUCCUACUUUGGUUACUUUCUCUGUCCCCAGCUGUUGUUCCUUGAGCAAGGCACUGAACCACCAUGAAGGCCUUUUGGCAGCCUUUUCACUCUUGGCCCCCUUUGUCAGAAAAGAGCAGAGAUUUCCCAAAGAAAUUUACACGAGGAACAUUUGGUGAGAUUGGACGUAUGAUUCCUCAUUAAAAAAAAACUGUUAAAACUGUGAUGAUAUGAAGCCUUCUCAAAAUAUAUGUUCUUAAAUCUGUUCUUUAUGUCAUUUUAUAAAAUCAUAUAUAAAAAAUGAAAGGAAAAAUCAGUGUGUGUUUGUGUUGUGUCCUGUUUCACAGUAAGCCUUGCAUUUGUUGUUGAAAUAAGUUUGAAAGAUAUUUUGGGAAAAGAAAUGGCAAUAUCACAUUGGUUUUGGAUACUUUAUUUAAAUAACAGUAUUUGACAAAAUAUAUAUAUAUAUAUAUUUUUUGUUUCAUACACAUUCUUCUAAGCUUGUCUAAUAUUCUCAAACAAACUUUAGAAAAUAUAUUAUUGUCUUAUUUUAGUUUUAUUAAAAUUAUCUAAAUAAAUUUUAGGUUUAUUAUUUAAAUUCAACAAAACUUGUGAAAUAUUACUAGAUAUUUUCUUGGUUCAAUACAAGUUAAACUCAAUCAACUGAAUUUGUUGCAUAAGGUUGAUUACCGGUAGCACAAAAAAAUAUUUGGACUUAUUUUGACUAUCCCUGUUUUUGUUUUAAAAAAGAGAUAACAAAAUUGAAGUUAUAGUGAAGCAUUCACAAUAGAAGUGAAUGGGGAAAAUAUUUUGAGGGUUUUAAGUCAGAAUUGUGAAUCUAAUAAUUUAAUAAAAUCACUUACAUUAAUUCUGUUAAAACUGUAAAGUUGUCUAAGCUGUCGUUUUUACCAUAAUUUCAU
Messenger RNA from Xyrauchen texanus (razorback sucker), 3941 nucleotides. RefSeq names its product protein serine kinase H1 (gene pskh1). Gene Ontology annotation, molecular function: protein kinase activity; ATP binding. Gene Ontology annotation, biological process: protein phosphorylation. The coding region runs from base 512 to 1780 and encodes 422 amino acids. Lineage: Eukaryota; Metazoa; Chordata; Actinopteri; Cypriniformes; Catostomidae. The record is from RefSeq and is a predicted model, not a curated record. The transcript is spliced from 3 exons.